Alternaria burnsii is the source of this 2088-nucleotide messenger RNA. Its product is annotated as acyl-dehydrogenase family protein. Lineage: Eukaryota; Fungi; Ascomycota; Dothideomycetes; Pleosporales; Pleosporaceae. Gene Ontology annotation, molecular function: zinc ion binding; flavin adenine dinucleotide binding; protein binding. The record is from RefSeq and is a predicted model, not a curated record. The transcript has 5 exons. The coding region runs from base 1 to 2088 and encodes 695 amino acids.
AUGCCUCACGCCACGCUCACACGCGAGUCAGUCGCUUCGCACAACACACCAGAGGACCUCUGGUGCAUCAUCGACCACAAAGUCUACGAUCUGAGCGAUUUCGUCGACGCCCACCCUGGCGGCUCCGUCGUGCUCGAGCAGGUAGCUGGUCAAGAUGCGACAACGGCUUUCUACAAUCUACACAGACAAGAAGUUUUGGACAAGUACCAAGAGCUAUGCAUCGGCACAAUCGAGGGCGAGAAAUCAGAAGUCAUCGUCGGAAAGCCUGGCGAUCUGAGCCCAGUACCAUACGCAGAACCGUUGUGGUUGCGACCGCAGUUCAAGAGCCCUUACUUCAAGGAAUCGCAUCGGGCACUGCAAAAGGAGGUCCGCAAGUUUGUCGACACACACGUCACACCCGAGGCACAACAAAAGGAGAAGGAUGGUACAUAUAUCAGCCAAGAGUUGAUCAACAAGAUGGCUGAGAACGACAUGCUGGCCAUGCGUCUUGGGCCUGGAAAGCAUCUCCACGGCAAGAACCUGAUGGGUGUUGUCAAGGGCGAGGAAUUUGACUACCUCCAUGACCUUAUUCAGGCACAGGAAGGUGUGCGCGCAAACGCUCGUGGAUUCCAAGACGGCAACAUGGCUGGUAUGACCAUCAGCUUGACAGCCGUCUUGCAGUGGAUGCCUGAAUCUGAGCUGAAGACGCGCGUGGUAAACGAGGUGUUGACUGGCAAGAAGAAGAUGUGCCUAGCCAUCACCGAGGCUUUUGCUGGAUCUGAUGUCGCUGGAAUUAGGACCACUGCGACUCUGACCCCAGACGGCAAGCAUUACAUUGUACGAGGCACAAAGAAGUGGAUCACCAAUGGAAUGUUCUGCGACUAUUUCGUUACAGGUUGCAAGACGGAAAAGGGCUUCUCUGUCCUACUCAUCGAACGCGAUGAGGCCGUAGAGACCAAGCUCAUCAAGACGAGCUACUCCACAACAGCAGGUACCGCAUUCGUCGAGUUCAACGAUGCCAAGGUACCAGUAGACCAUCUUCUGGGUGAAGAGCACAAGGGCUUUGUUGUUAUCAUGAGUAACUUUAACCACGAGCGCUUCAUGAUGGCUUGCGCUGUUAUCCGACAGUCUCGCACCGUUGUAGAGGAGUGCUUGAAGUGGUCUAACCAGCGAAUUGUUUUUGGCAAGAAGCUCAUAGAGCAACCUGCCAUCCGUCAGAAGCUUGCAAAGAUGAUCUCACACGUCGAAGCCAACCAAGCAUGGCUAGAAUCUAUCGCCUACCAAAUGACGCACAUGUCGUACGCGCAACAAUCAAAACAUCUCGGCGGACCCAUUGGUCUACUCAAGUCGUAUGCUACUCGUUCUGCACACGAGAUUGCAGAUGAAGCCGUCAACAUCUUCGGAGGUCGCGGAAUCACCCAGGGUGGAAUGGGUCGAGUCAUUGAACAAUUCCACCGCACCUACAAAUUCGAUGCUAUUCUUGGGGCCGGUCAAUUCGCCGCCACAACUCGCCGAUCACAUCAGCGUCAUCUCACACGCUCGCCGCACCCGCACACGACACCUGCCCGUACUUGGCUCUCCGCAACUGCCACUAUGCGCCGUUCAUCCAGCAUCAGCAGCAUCAGCUCGUCCAGCUCCGAAUCCGAGGACACGAUGCAGAUCUUCGUCAAGACGGUAUCCGGCAGCAGCACAAUCCCCCUCACAAUCCCCUCAAACACAUCGAUAAGCACCCUGCGCUCUCUCCUCGCUCUCCGAACCAACCUCUCCACGCCCUCGGAUCUGCGCAUCGUCCACGCCGGCAAGCACCUUUCCUCAUCCGACACCACCUUGGCUGAUUACGCCAUCGGCCCAAACUCGACUCUCCACCUCGCACUCCCGCUCCGCGGCGGCAUGCCCCCAAAGAAGAUCCGUUGUUCCUUCAAGGACUGCAAGGACCGCGCACAACCCAUUGUCGGUGACUGCGGCUUCUGCCAGGGCAGGCACUGCAGCCGUCAUCGCAUGCUCGAGGAUCACAAGUGCGAGGGACUCGAGGACUGCAAGAAGGAGAGCCACGACCGGAAUGCGGACAAGCUGAACAGCGAGCGCACCGUUGCUAUCAAGGGUGUUUAG